AUGUUAUCCUCAUUCGCUCCCUACCUCUCAAAUCCUCGCCAAACCCUCUCACAAGUCCUGAACUUCGCCCUUGUCCUAUCCACGGCCUUUAUGCUAUGGAAAUCCCUCUCAGUCAUCUCAGACUCUCCAUCGCCAAUUGUGGUCGUUCUCAGUGGUUCGAUGGAGCCAGCUUUCCAGCGUGGUGACCUGCUCUUCCUGUGGAAUCGAGACAAGACGGCGGAGGUGGGAGAAAUCGUGGUGUACAAUGUCAAGGGCAAGGACAUUCCAAUUGUUCACCGUGUUGUUCGCAGUUACGCCCCAGUGGCUUCUGUCGAGGUAGACAAGAGUGGUCACAUGUCUGAGUCUUCGCCCAAACUCCUGACAAAAGGCGACAACAACAUCGCGGACGAUACCGAGCUCUACGCACGCGGACAAAGCUACCUGGACAGAAAAGAAGACAUCAUCGGGAGCGUGCGCGGCUAUGUACCAGCAGUGGGAUAUGUCACAAUUAUGCUCAGUGAGCAUCCAUGGCUAAAGAGUGUCAUGCUGGGAAUCAUGGGGGUGAUGGUUAUCCUGCAAAGAGAAUAG
Exophiala spinifera is the source of this 567-nucleotide messenger RNA. Its product is annotated as signal peptidase complex catalytic subunit SEC11. Lineage: Eukaryota; Fungi; Ascomycota; Eurotiomycetes; Chaetothyriales; Herpotrichiellaceae. Gene Ontology annotation, molecular function: serine-type endopeptidase activity. Gene Ontology annotation, cellular component: signal peptidase complex; membrane. Bases 1 to 567 code for a protein of 188 amino acids. The transcript is spliced from 2 exons. The record is from RefSeq and is a predicted model, not a curated record.